CCGAGCAGCAUUUCGCUAGUUUGAUGUGACAUCCUGUGUGUUUCUCACUCCCGAGGCUACAGAAACGGCCCAACCUCUGCGGGCACAGCAGACCGAGAGCAGCCUGUCUGAACUGUUAAACUGCGAAACGAGCACCACGAUCCAUCAUGAAUUUCUUCCUGGAAACCCUCAAAGUCAUCUUGCUGUCCAUUUGGUACAAUGUGGAAUCUUUCAUCCACCUCUUUGUGCCCAUGAAGAAGAAAAACAUAGCUGGUGAGGUGGUGCUGAUAACAGGGUCAGGUGGCGGGAUUGGUCGUCUCAUGGCUCAGGAGUUUGCGGCUCUUGGCACUGUGCUGGUGUUGUGGGAUAUCAACCAGGAGGGGAUGAAGGAAACGGCUAGACUGGCUAAACAGAGCGGAGCCAGCAGAGUCCACUACUAUCUGUGUGACUGCAGUGACAAGAACGAGGUUUACAGAGUGGCUGACCAGGUGAAGCGAGAGGUGGGUGACAUCAGCAUUCUGGUGAACAAUGCUGGGAUUGUGACAGGAAAGAAAUUCAUGGACGCUCCUGAUUCCCUGAUUGAGAAGACAAUUGAGGUCAACACUAUGGCUCACUUCUGGACCUACAAGGCCUUCCUUCCUGCAAUGAUUGCCAACAAUCAUGGUCAUCUUGUCAGCAUUGCCAGUUCUGCUGGACUCAUAGGAGUCAAUGGAUUGGCAGACUACUGUGCCAGUAAGUUUGCAGCAGUAGGUUUUGCAGAGUCAGUGGGUCUGGAGCUGCUGGCAACUGGGAUAGAUGGCGUCAAGACCACCAUUGUGUGCCCGUACUUCAUCAACACCGGAAUGUUCGAUGGAUGUCAAACUAAAUGGCCAAGACUGAUGCCAAUCCUGGAUCCAGACUAUGUAGCCAAGAAGAUCAUCCAUGCUGUGCUCACAGACAAGGUCUAUCUGCUGCUGCCCAAGAGCAUGUACUUCAUCACAGCUCUCAAGAAUAUCCUCCCUAUGAAGCAGGGAAUUCUGCUGGGCCAAUGGCUGGGAGCUUUCAACCUCAUGGACACGUUCAAGGGACGCCCCAUCAAACAGGACUGAAGGAGGAGAGAGGAGAAUAAAAAGUGAAGGAUGACUGAAAUGGAAGGAGCCAUGGAAGUAUUUAACCCAUCAAUAUCAACACCUGAUUUAAUCUUCGUAGUGUAUUGGCCUAAUAUUACUAAUAGAGAAGGGCAGAAGAGUAGUGGCAAAGGUUGGAUUUGAAUUUUAGACUUUAAUGCCUCCAUCAUUUCAAUGGUUCAUACUUAUAUUCUAUAUAUCAAUGAAUGAUAGAAUCUUAUAUGUCUUGCACUGUAUAAUUCAUGUUUUAAGCAUUCAUAUCCUUAAUGUACUUGUUUUUUAAUUACUACAUCAUUAGUAAAAAGUGAAGUGGGAUAAUUAUCCUAAAUAUGGGAUUUUAAGGCACAGACUUGUUGUUGAGUGGCUCAGUGUUUUAUAGUCUUUAGUCAUUGCACAUUAAAACCAAGUGCCAGGGCCACGCGCUCACACUCAGGAACAGUGAAUCUGACCAAAGGGUUUUUGAAAUAUUUGGUACCUGACUUUGUUAAAGUCUGGAAUAUGAUGGUCAGACCACUCAGAGUUCUUGUGUGUUCAGACUGAACACAAAGCAGAUUUUUACUUUGUGUUAUUGGCACAAGUUUUAAAACUUGAUUAUUUUUGUAGUACAUCUUUAUUUACAAACGGCAAAUAUACUUUUAUGAGAUUAGCUGUACUAGGUAGCAACAUGCUAGCAUGCUACAGCUAGCUAGUGUGUGAGUAGAGACUGCUAUACUUUGCUUAUUGUUUCCAUAGAUUCAUGAAUUAGAUUGAGAUUACGCACAAAUCAUUUUUAGCUUGAUAGGGUGCAUAUUCACCUGCGUUUGCUCGAGACAGGUCGAGUUUGUAUACACUUGGGAUUUGCCUCCAAAAUAUACCUUGCGUAAACGCCUUUAUACAACUUAAGCACACUUGUCAGAAAAAACUGGCUUUGAGUUUGAGGCUAGAUAGAAGUAACAAGCAUCCUUAUUGUGUAUUUUCGUCUGAAAUUGUUGCACGUUGAAAACGGAACAGCUUCGAUUACCUGCUUUUUCUCAUAUAAGCCAAAAGCACAGUAUCAUUUUAUAACUUUAAUAGCUACUGUAUUGGUUAGAAUAUAAGAGCCCCCACCCCCCCCCCCACCCUUUGGAAAAAUACUUUCUGAAGACCAAAUCUUGUUUUUCUAAAGAAAAUCAUUUUAUUUGAAAAUAAUUAUAAUAAAAACACAUUAAAUAAAAGGUAGGUUGUUGAUUUUAACAUAUUUUAAAUAAAAUAACUUUUUUUAUGAAAUGGUCACAACAACAACAGCCACCAUAACGCCUCUUCAAUUGUUUGUUAGCUUGACCUACUUUUGAGUUACUUUUUUAAACACAAUCGCUGUGUCUCUCCAUGUUUCAGUGGGACAGAUGGUGACAUGCAGGAUGGCAACAUUCACUUUGCCGAUAUUUGGCGCCAUCUGUUGUUGAGGGCGUAUGCUUACAUUUAAAGUGCUACACCCUAAAAUAAGAUGAGGUGAGUUUUUCCAGGAGAAAAUUAAACGGGUCAGGCGGGUGAGGAGGAGAAAGAGGAUGAAAUAGAGGAUGAAGACAGCACACAGACUCAGAGAGAGGACGGCUCAGUCCCUUCAGGUAGCCGCGGGGCCAAAUGCCAGACGUGGGCAGAGAGAGGUUCCUCCAGUGGAGGGAAGCGAGGGAGAAAAUGAGAGUAGAGAGACAGAGCGAGACUAGACAGGCGACGUUGUGUUUUCACAACUAACAGAAUAAUAAGACUCAAUGUGGAAGGAUUUUUAUGGGAUAAAAUAAUAACACAGACUUGGUGUGCAAAGACCUUUAGUUUCCAAGUGAGUAACAUCACAUUCAGCUAUAUCCACUAACUUUUUAUUUCUUACAGUGGUGUUGCUCUUGUUACUUCCUGUUAUCUAGCUAAAGCCUGCCAUUUGACCAUGAUCUUGAGCUGGGAAUCAUUGUGUUAGAAAAGCCAUAGAAAGCUUGUAUAUUAGUGCCUAGUUAUCAGUAUACCUCUCAGUAGUAUGUUCAGCGGGCAGACAGAAAGGUGAUUGUUUCCUGUGGAUAAAAACAUUUUCAAAUUUCAGGAAUAACCUGUAGUAAUUGUUUUAUGAAGUAAUAGUUUUCAGUCAGAAUUUUUUCAAUUCCACCGAGAUUUUGAUGGUCCUAUCAUUACACUUAUUAAGCACAUUUACUAACAUGUAGCAGUCUAUAAUGGCGAGAUUAUAAUAUUAUAAAGAUUGUAAGACAUGUAUCUGGGAACACGGAUCUAACUUUGUUUUAAUUUAACAAUGUGUCAUAUGUAAUGUGUAACUGAUAGCUAUCAUAUGAAUGUCAUUUGUGGACGUUUUCAUAUUGAACACAUUGAAAGAAUGUUUAAUUACUGAUUAAAUGGAUUGCAAAUAAGAGUUUACACAUUUUGCCUGAAUCAUGCCGUUAAAUGACUCAUAAUGGAAGUACUGGAAAUGGCAAAAGAAUGUCAUGAAUGUGUGUAUCUAAAUAGUACAUGUAUACUUAUGUGUAGUACAUACAAUAUGUUUUCAGAGCUAUUGCACAGUGUUUGAACGUUAACUACCUGGAACUGUCAUUUUUAAGAUCCUGAUCAAUACAUUUUCUGAUUUCAAA
Molecule: messenger RNA, 3670 nt
Organism: Micropterus dolomieu (smallmouth bass)
Lineage: Eukaryota; Metazoa; Chordata; Actinopteri; Centrarchiformes; Centrarchidae
Product: epidermal retinol dehydrogenase 2-like
Exons: 7
Coding region: 147-1067 (306 amino acids)
Cellular component (GO): lipid droplet
Molecular function (GO): oxidoreductase activity, acting on the CH-OH group of donors, NAD or NADP as acceptor
Source: RefSeq, a predicted model, not a curated record